Molecule: messenger RNA, 4029 nt
Organism: Haliotis rufescens (red abalone)
Lineage: Eukaryota; Metazoa; Mollusca; Gastropoda; Lepetellida; Haliotidae
Product: neogenin-like
Exons: 18
Coding region: 101-3043 (980 amino acids)
Biological process (GO): cell-cell adhesion
Molecular function (GO): growth factor activity
Source: RefSeq, a predicted model, not a curated record
AAGAACAAAGUUGUUUCCCUUGUGUAAUGCGGAAGUCGGAAGUGUAAACAAACUCUUGAGAUGGUCAGAUAACCCAGAAACAUUGCCGUACCAAGCGUCCAUGAUGCAGGCUGUCAGCCUGAUAGCUGUACUGAUGGUGCUGCUAGGCAACAGUGACCAGGUCGUCGGGAGAAAGAAGAACAGAAACUUGCCACUCACAGUUGAGAAGUAUCCGAACUGCAAGUAUUACAAGAAGGGCCAUGUUGGAGUGUGUGACCUUGCCACCAACACUCAGGUCAAGACGCUGGCUCUCAAGAAAGGUGGAGAUAGCUGUCCCCAGACCAAGAACAUAACAGAAUCCUGUAAUUCCAUGAAGUGCAAGUACCGGUUUGCGGGCUGGGGGUCCUGCAACAAGGCAGACAACACCAGAGUGAAGUUGUUCAAACUCCGGGCUGGACAGCCAGAAACUUGCCCAACAGAGAAAAGGAAGUUUCGUCAAUGUAAAACACCCUCCAAAAAGAAUGUGGACUGUAGGUACAAGAAAGGUCCAUGGUCCGAGUGUGACUCCUUGACACAGGUCAAGACAAGGUCCUUGACCUUGAAGAAAGGGGACAGAUCGGAGUGUCAGAAUGUGAAAAUGGUGAUGAAGAAAUGCUUACCAACAAACAAGUUUGGCUCCAAAUCUAAUGGCUUGCCCAUAUCAGAGGCAACACUGAAUGACUCCACGGAGUCUGUGUUCAGUCUGAGGCUGCCGGAGCCGCCGUCACAGCCGCAGGUGAUGGAGUCUGACGUCACAGACACCAGUGUGAAGAUGACGUGGCAGCCCGGACCCCGGGCCCAGCAGGACAAACUCCUCGGCUACAUCAUCGAGUACUUCAGCAUCACUGGCCAGAAGCAUGUCUGGGUGACGGCAUCAAAGGAAAUCACACAGAACUCGUACACUGUACAGAAUCUGCAGCCAGGGACAUCGUACAUGUUCCAGGUUCGGGCCGAGAACGAGAUCGGCAUCAGCCAGGCCAGCCCUCCCUCGGACACCAUCAGGACACACAACAAAGUCUACAGUGCUCCGUCCCGGCCUACUCAUCUGCGUCUGAGGCCGAGCAGCAACAGCGUGGUGGUGGACUGGGCUCCGCCUCCGGCCAGUGACCUCGUCGACGGCUACAUCCUCAGCUACGGGAAGGGCAUCCCGGACACACACAGCACAGUGGUGGACAAGCACCAGAUGUCGUACACCAUGCAUCAACUAGAACCAAACACGGAGUAUGUGGUGAAACUGGUGGGCUUCAACAAGAUUGGAGUGGGACAGCCUCUCUAUGAUGCAGUCAAGACACUCAAAACAUGGAGCCGUAACAGCGUACUCACUCCACCAGUGGGGCUGCAGGGCAGUGCCCAGUCCGAGUCCUCCAUCGUUGUGGCGUGGAGCGACGUCAACCAGAAGGCCGGGGUACAGCUUCCCGACAACUACUUGUAUAAGGUGCGCUACAGUCACAAGCAGGAUGAGUACCAGUACAUGAACACCUCGCACACCAGCGUACAGAUACAUGGCCUCCAGCCCUUCACGGACUACGAGGUGUCAGUUCGGGUCAUGGACGGAAGAGAAUACUCCACAUGGAGCAUGUCGUCUCUGGUCAGGACUCACGCAUCAGCACCCACCACGCCACCCACGGACCUGACUGUUCUUAGCGACAGACCGGACUCCAUCGCUAUCAACUGGCAACCCCCGACAAGGGCUAAUGGCGUCAUCACAGGGUAUGCCGUUCUGUACACCACGAAUAAAACACGGGACAAUGACGAAUGGACGGCCAUGCAGGUGGGUGGCGAGGAUCUGUCCACCCGCUUGAACAGCGUCAAGCCGGAGCAGACGUAUUACUUCAAGGUGCAGGCUCGAAACAGGAAGGGUUAUGGACCAUUCUCAAACAUUGUUGCUUUCACCACCUCAGCAGCAGCUCCGGGUACGGCGCCAGCAGACGUCACCGUGACAGCAGGAGAUGACAAAGGGGACACCGCUCUGAUCAGCUGGCAGCCUCCAAUCAUACCUAACGGCAUCAUCACAGGCUACCUCAUCUACUACUCCACGGACGAUACGAAGCCGGAGCGGGAGUGGGUGUUGGAGGGCAUGGUGGGUCACACACUGUCCACCACCAUCGCUGACCUCACACCCUGCACCAAGUAUUUCUUCAAGAUGCAGGCUCGCAACAAGGAAGGGUAUGGACCCCUGUCACGCUCGACCAUGAUCAGGACAUCAGGCACCGGGGAUGUGAUCUGCUCGCCAGAGACAAGAGACGUAGACAAUAAAUUGCCUCCAGUAGGUCUGAAGGCGCGGAAGAUUACUGCUGAAUCAGCACUUCUCACCUGGAAAGACACACACAAGAAGGGAACGAAAGACAAGGACGUCGUGUACAUAGCUCGGUAUAAGAGUGUGAAGCCAUCACUGGACGCCCACUUUAAGAACCUGACUGUUCACGACCCGUUCGUGGUGAUCAUGGGUCUGGAGGCCAACACGGAGUAUGAGAUGUCGGUCAUGUCAAUACGAUAUGGCGUCAGCAGCCCCUGGAGCAUGACGCUGGCAGUCAAGACAAAAGAAGCAGUACCUGGUGGUCCACCGGAGGACGUUACCAUGACAGCGGUCUCCGACAACAACCACGGCACUGUAAUCGUCACCUGGCAGCCUCCAGCCAAGACGAAUGGUUUAAUCACAGGGUACCUGGUGUUCUACACAGCAACAGAGGAUGCAGAGACGGGGGACUGGGUGAUGGAGGAGGUAGGGGGAGACCGACUCUCUGUUGUCAUCAAGGACCUGACCCCCGACACGCGAUACUACGUGAAGGUGCAGGCACAGAACAGGAAGGGCUUCGGUCAGAUGUCAAAGGUCGUCGUCUACACUGUCUCUGAUGCGGCAUGCACAGAACCAGGAUGUUCGCGUCCCACAAACCCUUGCAGGAAUAGCCCCUGUCCCCGGGGUACUACCUGUGUCACCAUGGAGACUGAUGACGCCAGGUAUGUGUGCGUGUGCAGCGAUGGGAAGAUGCGCACGGACUGCACCAUGGGGGACGGCCUGCUCUAGUUACCACCAUCUGCAUCAUGCGUCUUAAUCCUUAACCAACCGAAACAUCUCAGGAUGGCAAGACUGUGUCAAUCUGUAAAGAUUUGCUGUCACUUUUGUUAGGAUAAAAGUUUUAUGUUGACAUUCCAACUAAAUGUUUUUGCAUCAAAUCAUAUGUAUCAGGGGACAUAACUCUUGUAUGCUUAAAUUGUACUGUUAGGUUUAUUGGUCAAUUAUAUUUGUUAUGUAUUUUAGUCAUAUUGUUGAAUAAUGCCAAAAUGUCCUGUUAACAUUGUGUAUGAUAAAAAGAUGGUAUUGGUUAAUUUAAGUUGUGCAAACAUCCCCUGUAAGUAUUAGCAUGACUGAAUAACGAAGGUAGGUAAUUUUCAAACAUGUAAUGUCAGCACAAAGCAACCAGGUAGCUGUGUGUUGAAUAAAUCAGUUUGUAAAAAAGUUAGGUGACAUCAAUUAAAGAAAAAAUAUGCAUAGCAUACUUCUGAAAUGACAACCAAACAAGAUAAACAUCUUCAGUAUAAAAUAUACAGUGAUUCAAAACAAUUGUAAUGACAUUUCUGCCAAUAUAUUUAUAUAUCUGCCACUACACAAAACUGUCAUUCAUCAACUGUUUGUGUUACCGCCAAGAGCGGGGGAACACGUUGUCUAUAAUUAAUGUAUGGACUCCAGUGGGUGCACAGAGCAGGGUGGUAUCCACCUGAGUUAAACCUAUUAUUGUUGACUCAUUGUCAAGGGUAUAUAUAUGGGUAUUAACAUCAUAAUAAUAAUCUGUAUAUCUCUACUUAUCAGGAUAUAUAGCUUUUAAAGGUGGUGACAUAGAAAGUUAUUUUUAUAUGGUUUAUGUUACAUUCCAUUAUUUUACGAGUACUUACCUGUGUUCAUGUAUUACUUAACUGCGUUUAUAUGCUGAUUAUAUACAAUGAUAUAUGCAUCUUCCUGAGGCAAGGGAGUUAACUGACUGUAAAAGUCCUAUUUCUGUCCUAGCUGGAAUA